Messenger RNA from Dermacentor albipictus, 3074 nucleotides. RefSeq lists its product as uncharacterized. Gene Ontology annotation, biological process: protein processing. The record is from RefSeq and is a predicted model, not a curated record. Gene Ontology annotation, cellular component: plasma membrane. Gene Ontology annotation, molecular function: metalloendopeptidase activity. NCBI's taxonomy places the organism in Eukaryota, Metazoa, Arthropoda, Arachnida, Ixodida, Ixodidae.
UCAUCAUCACUAACGUGCUCGAGACACGGAUGGCUCGAAGUCCGCCGUCGUAUCGUUGAUCGAGGCAUCGCUUCUGGCCAGAGUAUUCCUGCCCUUUCUGCUCGCAUAGCAGCGCCCCGUCCUGUUUGAGAUUAUUCUGCCACCCCUCAAGCUAGAACACCGGUCCACCUCAGCGUACAGCCAUGCGUGGAUUUGGUUCGACGCCCCUUUCUCUGGGGACGACGACCGCACCCUCGCGCACCGGCGGCAUCGCCGCGAACUUGCUGGCUGCGCGGGGCCCGCUUUCCGCGGCUCAGGCGCGCACCCAGCUUCACCAGAUGCGCAAGAAGUGGCGCAAGGAAGGCUACUCGGUCGUCGGCACCAUGUCCUUCGCCGUGCUCAUCGUGGCCUUCGUACUGCUGCUGGUCAUGAUCACCCGGAUGUUCCGGAGCAGGCGAGUCGGUCAGGCCGGCUGUAACAACGCCGUCUGCAAGCGCUACUCCGCAGCCAUGGCCUUCAGUCGCCAGGAGCACGCGGACCCGUGCUACAGCUUCUACCGGUACGUGUGCGGCAAGUGGGGCACACGGCGGUUUGACAGCGUGCGCGAUAUCCUGCUGGAUACCUUUAGGGCAACCGUGACCAAGAUAGCGGAUAACACGCAAGCGCCGGCUCAGUUCCAGAACCCGAGCCAGCGUGCCGCCAGAGCAUACACCAGCUGCACCCGUGUCUUACACAAGAAUGACAGAGAGGUGGGGGAGCUGAAGGCCAUUUUGUACAACGCGGACCUCCGCUGGCCUCAACGAGCGUCGACGGGAAAUGUGCUCUCGCCUUUCUUCUACCUGUGCAAAGACUGGUCGCUGCUCUUCAUCUUUGGCUUUACUAAGGACCACGGUGGCGGCUACACUCUCUCCCCCACGGGCCAGUUCGAGAAACUGCUGGAAGUUUGGGAGCAAGCACUGUACAACUCGAGACACGCCAGGCUCUUCAACAUUCUUUACCAGGACCACGUAACCGACGAAUCUACCGCCAUCACGUACGCCGAAAUGGCCAUUUUCGAGAACAAAACGAUCGCAGCUCUGCGCAAGGUGAAGAACACAUACGACUCGCGUAAUUUAACAUCGCGCAAUAUAUUGAAUCUGGCGCCACAUCUCGCGCGCGACCUCUGGAAGGACGCGUUGAAGACUCGGCUGGGCAUCACUCCUAGCGCUAGAGUUCCCAUCCGGGUGCGACAGGCUAGCUUUGUGAGCACCUUCUUGGGCAUGACCUCGGACGGCGGUGCGAACCUAAUGCUAUACAUGGGCUGGGUGGUCGCGGUGCUGUUUUCUAUCUACACAGAUAAACAAAUAAUGACCGAUUUUUUGUACGGAACGCACGACGUCGCCGUGACUAAACACAAGGAGCUCUGCUUCCAUAUGGUCCAGAAGACGAUGGGCUUCGCCCUCAACGCUAACUACACGCAUCUUGUCGUGCCGCCUCAGGUGCGCGCCGAUGUGUCCAACAUGGUCAGCAAUCUGAACAGCGCAUUUAGCCAGCUGCUAUCGGGCGCAGACAGCAUUUUCCCGUCGGACCUCCAGCUGAUGGGUUACGCGAACAGCACAGGGGCAGUAUUCGAGUACGUGGACCGCUCGAGCAACGUGUACCUCACGCGUGCGUUCAGCGCCUUCACGGACAUGUCGCCGCUGCUUUCCAAGACGUGGGAGGCCAUCAACAAGGGCUUCUCCGCCGUACUGCCGUCCGACGUGAGUCCGUGGCCGCUUCGCGCCGUCAUCGAUAAGCGCACGAACCGCAAGAUGACGCUGCUCUCGAGGUUGGAUGUGGCGGGCGGCUACUUUUCGCUCAUGCCGUACGCGUUCGCCUACCCCGUGUACGAGCUGGAGGCGCCGGUGAGUAUUCGCUACGGCGCCCUUGGUUCGGAGGUGGCCUCGUCUAUGGCGGCGCUGCUGUUCGCCAACGUCAGCGCUUGGAGCACCGCCGCGUGGAACACCGCCACUUGGAACGCCACCGCUUCGAACGACACCGCCUGGAACGUCACCCGCAAGGAUGAAGCGAUGGACGAGAUCACGUGCUUCUUCCGCAAGCGUUUCGACAGCUGGGACAGCGUCACCGCAGUUGAAUGGUCCAUCAUUUACAGGCUGGCCUCAGUGGCCGCCCUGUGGGAAGCGUACCGCCGCGCCAAGAAUAAUACAGACGAGUACCUGUCGGGACAGAAGCACAUGCGCUCAGACCAGUUGUUUUUCUUCUUCUGGUGCUACCUUCAGUGCGGCGAGCCUGCCGGCGAAAGCUCCUGCAACGGGCCGCUGAAGCAUUUUCCAGCUUUUGCCCGCACCUUUAAAUGCAACAAAGGCGCGCCCAUGGCGUUGGAGUGGCGCUGCGGCUUCUUUCACUGAGCCCCCGUCACCACCCUCUGACGCCAAGACCUGAAUUGGAUUGUCUGCGUCACUGCUUUCUUACAAUUUCGUUUACUUAUGUAUAAAUAGAGGCCACGCGUUGGGGCUCGAAAAAAUAAACGAAAUAAAAAUUACAUACAUCAUCAAGGCCAAGAGACCGUACUCGCAACAUUACACUCACGUAAGCACUGUCCACAAAUGGCCAUAUAUCCAUACAGCGAUCGUCUAGUUAUAUCUAUAGUGAGUAGCGGGCAGUCGAACGAUGGCCAGUCGGGAAAUGCUCUUACGUACAAAAACUAUACUGCUGUUAGUGCGGGCCCACGUGAGACAACAGAAUAGUAAAACGUGGGCCAACAUAACCUUCGCCAAAAUAAAAGUAUAUCUCUACAGAAAUUUAAAAGCUCUACCAGCAGGAGAACAAAAAGAAGUAAGUCAUCUAGGAAAAGGUUGUUUAUAAUGAGUCUAAAAAUGAUGGCUUGAUGCCAAUUUGGGAAAUUAGGGGUAGAGAGGUUGGCUCAGAUUGGAAAUUUUACACGCGCGACGCUCCACAGGGAGUUCGAAGGAGCUUGACAAUUUUUUUCCGCGCGUGAGCGUACCACCAUAGAGGAAAAAUUUUGGUAGCGCGCCAAAUUUAACAGCUUGCAAGUGUUUAAAAUCGCCCUGCUGUUGAGCGACAGCAUUGCCCCUCAACUCGUAUUGGUUCCGCCU